CUUUCCCUGUCAAUCAAAGUGUCAAUCAAACAGCGGCGAGCCUUUGAAGUGGAGCAGCCGCCGCCGAGUCUCCAACAACUUCACUCCGAGCAGGAGAGCCAGCUCCUCGGCGUGCCUUCACUAACAAUUACCGCUCCUGCGAUUUAUUUACUCACUCACAGAUAGCGAGGGGGGCAAGAAGAACAAGAAGAAGAGGAAGAAGAAAAAAAAAUACUUGCGACGGAUUAACAGCCCCCCCCCCCAACACUCCCCACUCCCUUUUUCCCCCCCGAACGAGUUGCAUCAAGUCGAUCACUUUAUAUAUUUUUUUAAAAAAGAGAGAAAAGGCGCAUUUUUUUAAAGAUGCCGCAGCUAAACAGCGGUGGCGGCGACGAUCUGGGGGCCAAUGAUGAAAUGAUUUCUUUUAAAGAUGAAGGGGAGCAGGAAGAAAAGAUCUCGGAGAACGCUUCUGCAGAAAGGGAUUUAGCAGACGUCAAGUCUUCAUUAGUAAACGAGUCAGAGACCAACCAAAACAGUUCAUCAGACUCGGAGGCGGAAAGGCGGCCGCCGCCUCGGCAGCCAGAAACUUUUCGGGACAAAUCCAGGGAGAGUUUAGAAGAAGCGGCGAAGAGGCAAGAUGGAGGGUUGUUCAAGGGCCCACCAUACCCUGGCUAUCCAUUUAUUAUGAUUCCUGACCUGGCAAGUCCUUACCUUCCCAAUGGAUCUUUAUCUCCCAGCGCGAGGACGUACCUGCAGAUGAAAUGGCCAUUGAUUGAUGUACAGGCAGGGAGCCUACAGGGUAGGCAAGGACUGAAGGAUGCUAGGUCCCCAUCUCCAGCACAUAUUGUUUCUAACAAAGUACCCGUUGUGCAACAUCCCCAUCAUGUCCACCCGUUAACGCCACUGAUAACAUACAGCAAUGAACACUUCACACCAGGUAACCCUCCACCACACUUACCAGCAGAUGUGGACCCCAAAACAGGAAUUCCUAGGCCUCCACAUCCUUCAGAUAUUUCUCCCUAUUACCCACUCUCGCCAGGUACCGUCGGCCAAAUCCCCCAUCCACUAGGAUGGUUAGUACCACAGCAAGGUCAACCUGUUUACCCAAUCACAACAGGGGGAUUUCGACAUCCUUACCCCACUGCACUCACCGUCAAUGCUUCCAUGUCAAGUUUUCUCUCUGGUAGGUUCCCCCCACACAUGGUUCCACCACAUCACAGUUUACACACAACAGGAAUUCCUCAUCCAGCCAUAGUCACACCGACUGUCAAACAAGAGUCUUCCCAGAGCGACAUCGGAUCCCUCAAUAACUCAAAACAUCAUCAGGAUGCCAAAAAAGAAGAGGAAAAGAAAAAGCCACACAUAAAGAAACCUUUGAAUGCAUUCAUGUUGUACAUGAAGGAAAUGAGAGCAAAGGUAGUAGCAGAGUGCACGCUGAAAGAAAGUGCGGCCAUCAAUCAGAUCCUUGGCCGAAGGUGGCACGCUUUGUCUAGAGAAGAACAAGCAAAGUACUAUGAAUUAGCCAGAAAGGAACGACAGCUUCACAUGCAACUUUACCCGGGCUGGUCAGCACGAGAUAACUAUGGCAAGAGGAAGAAGAGGAAAAGGGAAAAGCAGGCAGGGGAAACCAAUGAUGCAAAUACUCCAAAGAAGUGUCGGGCAUUGUUCGGGCUAGACCAACAGAGUUUAUGGUGCAAACCUUGCAGUAAUUGGGCGUCAUACCAGCUACAAGCUCGUUCAGAGGAAACUUUCAUUUUCAGGAGAAAAAAAAAGUGCAUUCGCUACAUACAAGGUGAAGGCAGCUGCGCCAGCCCACCCUCUUCAGAUGGAAGCAUAUUAGAUUCUCCUCCCCCUUCUCCUUCCAUGUUAAGUCCGUCUACAGCAGACUCUGAUCCACAGACUGAACAAAUGCAACCUCUGUCACUCACAAUGAAACCUGAUCCUUUGGCCCAUCUUUCCUCACCAUCCUCUUCCUCAGUCUUGUCGACAAACUCAGCACUCAAGUCCAGCGCAGUUUCAGCUGUUAGUUGCCAGAACGGGGCAUUAGAGCACCGAUCCAUCACCUUACACCAAUCCACAUCCUCGUCUUCAUCGCAGACUCGACCUUCGACUUCAUCCAUGUCAAUUGUCCAUUCCCACGGUGCUUUGCAAGAGACACAGUCCCAGCCACUUUCACUUGUAACCAAGUCUUUAGAAUAGCUUUUAGCAUAGUUGCUGGUGUUCUUUUUAUUUUGUUUGUGCCAUAUGGCUACAUGUCAGUAGAUGUUAUGGAGUGCAUUGGUCAAUAUUUGACCCAUUGUUAUUUCAAGGUCCUCUUUGAAUAUGUAGGAUAAGCCUUGAGAGAUCCUGCCAACCUCUUGUCAACCAUUGCAAAACCUUGUAGUGUUCAUCACUGUUAUGUCGCUCUUACUGGGUGGAUUCUUUACUAGUAAGAGACUGAUAUCAAAUUCAAAGAAGCCCUUGUGGAAGGAGUUGGCUACGCUGUAUUAUUUGUAUUAAAUAAGAGCUUGCGAACCAAUCAUUUUACGUCCAUUUUAUCCUUAAGGGCACAAUGAAUGCAGUGCCACCUGUUAAUUGUGUGGAACAACUUUUGUGAUGUUGCGUGUUAUUGUUUAAAUGUACAGAAAUAAUGGGGAAAACUGUGUUAAUAUGCAUUGUUCCAUGGCGUUGUUUUUUGGGGGGGGGGGGGUUGCAAAAAGAAAUUACAACGCUAUAGGACCAGUAGUAUUUAUUGCUUUAGAGAUGCUUGUUGUAUCAUGUAUGUUGUCUUUUAAAUAUUUUUCAUUUCUCCAAACAAUGUAUAAAGUUUUUUUUUUUGCUUAGUGUAAGCAUCUUAUAUAUGAAAAGAUUCAUUUACCAAGGAUUUCACCUUUUUUCCUCUGUUGUGAUACAUGACUGUCACCAAAUGGAUAAUGUAGUGGCAUUGUAAAGAACAAAAGUGCACAAAAUUGCUGAAAAAAAAGCCAUUGUACAAAAGAAAACUUGAAAGCGAUUGGGGGAGGGAGGGGAAUGUUUUUUGGAAUAGCACAAAAAAACAUCUGAUCACCCAUCUAAAGCCCCAAAGUGGACUGAAGCCUCAACCCCUGGAAUUGCUUAACCUAUAUUCUAUGUAUGUAUUCUGUGCCAAACUUUUUUAAAGGUCGAUACAUCUGCCCUCCCCCAUUUUUGCUGUAUUUUGGUCCUUUUUAGCUGUGAGGUAACAUAGGUAUGUUUGUAGAUUUAAUGUUGCUGACUAGUUUAAGCUAUAACGCAAUGUGUUUGGUAGCUAUUGGCAAAAUCAUCCAAAAAAUCGUAUAAAGCAAAGCAUUGAAGGGUGAGAAUUAAUAAAACCCAUAAGGGCCAAAUUUUCUGUACGUUGGGGAAAUUACUCAAAACUGAAACUGCCACUUUUUAUGUACACUACUAUCAGUAGGUAUUUAGUAAAUUUUAAAAUAGGCAUGUUGAUGUUGCAAAGGCUGUAUACAACUGAUGAAAAAGUUCAUUCAUUUGGUGCCAUUGUAGUAGAAAUUAAGCAGUUGUAUAGCUGUUUUUUUUCAAUUUUACUAAGAAGCUGAUGACCUUUUGUGAAUACUCUCAAUGUUUCCUAACAACUGUGAUGUUCCUGUUCUGUUUUUUGCUCCUUUUUUUCUUUUCGUUUUUGAAACCAUUUUUGUAAUGAAUCAAUGUUCAUGCUGUACAGUAUCUGUAGCAUGCAGUUCUGGAUUAAUAAAAGCAACUUAGUACGUGCAGAGAA
Carcharodon carcharias (great white shark) is the source of this 3712-nucleotide messenger RNA. RefSeq names its product transcription factor 7 like 2 (gene tcf7l2). Gene Ontology annotation, cellular component: catenin-TCF7L2 complex; beta-catenin-TCF complex. Bases 343 to 2178 code for a protein of 611 amino acids. The transcript has 14 exons. Gene Ontology annotation, biological process: canonical Wnt signaling pathway; regulation of transcription by RNA polymerase II. The record is from RefSeq and is a predicted model, not a curated record. NCBI's taxonomy places the organism in Eukaryota, Metazoa, Chordata, Chondrichthyes, Lamniformes, Lamnidae. Gene Ontology annotation, molecular function: DNA-binding transcription factor activity, RNA polymerase II-specific; RNA polymerase II cis-regulatory region sequence-specific DNA binding.